Molecule: messenger RNA, 411 nt
Organism: Seminavis robusta
Lineage: Eukaryota; Bacillariophyta; Bacillariophyceae; Naviculales; Naviculaceae
Source: the annotation of a GenBank genome assembly
AUGGAAGUUUGGCUUCUGACAUCGAUGUUGGAGCUACACCUUUAUGACAAUCAGUUCACUGGCACAAUCACCACUGAAAUUGGCAUGAUGAAGUCACUAACAUCCUUGGCUCUUCAGAAUAAUGACCUGACAAGCACACUUCCAAACCAACUGAAUGCCUCCAUGGCAUUGAGGCUACAUGGGAAUCAGUUCUCAGGAACUGUAGCAUCUUUGUUCUUUUCUAUGGUUUUCUAUGGCGUGAUUGCUCCCUCAAUGCAACUCCCCCUGUCUCCACCUGUGCUGACCUCAAAGCAGCUCCACCUGAUUCGCCUGGGCGGUUUCCAACCACAGGUGCUGAUGUCAUGCUCAAUAUGCAAACAGAUGAUUAUCCAGUGGGCACAUCAUGGAUUUGGCAGAAGGAAAGCAAUGUGA